UCUAUUUUUCAAAAAGGACAUUUCGGUAAUUUCCCCCAUUUUGAUUCCUAGAAAUAUCUGGCGAACUUUGAAUUUUCUGAGAACAUUAACGGAGAAAAAAGGGGAAGAAAGCAAGCCGUUCUGAUCGAAUGGAGGCGACCAGGGUUUGUUAUUCAUCCUCUUCACUCGUCUCUUUCUACUCUUCCUGGAAUCAUCGUUAUAAAUCUACGAAGAUGAUUCAAUCUGUCCUCUCUUUUAAUCCUUCAAUCUCAUCUUCAAGGAUUUCCUUCCCUUUGAGACUGAAAUCAUUAGUUUUACCUGGCUUUAACGCGCUCACCUCAACAAGUAGGAAUCUCUCCUUCACUCCUUCAUCAUCUUCUGUUUCUUAUACGGAUGGAUCAUCUGAUUCUUCUUCUCCUUCACAGUCCCAGAGUGCUGAAUCAUUCUUUAGAAGCAUACUGUCAAGUAUGGAGGUAGUCUACUUGAGUAGGAACCCCACUGCAAAAGCCAUUUUGGACCUUGUUCGUUUAAGUGAUGGUGAUCAUGUUUGCUAUGAUCAUUUAGCUUUUAGGACUUUUGGGGUGGAUGGACACGGGAUUGACUCGAUAGCAAAAAUUUUCUUGGACUUUGGUUACACGCCCCGUGACGAACUGAGAUUUCCUGCGAAAAAGUUGAAGGCACUGUGGUUUACUCCUCCUGAUACUCAGCACAAUGGCAGCGGGAGUGGGGUUUAUGGUCCUUUGCCAAGAAUUUUUAUAUCAGAGCUUCUUGUUGAUGAGAUGAGUUCUCAAGUUCAGGAGGUAAUAAGGAAAUACACUAAAACUUCUGGCAGUGGAAAUAAACAUGCUGCCCUCGCAAGUGCAUUGGGAUCAUUAACAUGGGGAAAGCCCCUAUAUUCUGAUUACCAACAGUUGUCUCGGGAAAGCGAAUAUGCGGCGUGGACUCUUGUCAAUGGCUACAUGGUAAAUCAUGUUACCAUAUCCACUCAUCGGCUAAAAUCAAAGAUGAGAAACAUCAAAGACCUAAAUGAUUUUAUUGAAGACAAUGGAUUCAAAUUGAAUUCUGAAGGGGGCAUUUUAAAAGUGAGUCCUGAUGGCUUUUUGCUGCAAAGUUCGACAGUAGCAGAUUUGACAUCUUUCCAUUUUGCUGAUGGAAUCACUGAAGCUGUUCCUUGUUCAUAUAUCGAGUUUGCAGAGCGUCUUGUUCUCCCUCAGUAUAGGAACUUGCCUCUUGAAGAGGCUAAUUCAACUGGAGGGCAGGGUCCGUCACCUCUUUCAUGUGAUUAAAAUAGGAAAGCUCAACCCCAAAUCCUCUCAAUGCAAAAUACUCAAUGCCUAGUGGCAUUGGUGCUAGAUCUGGCUUCUAUGGCUCUGUUUCAAAUGUGUUCUGUUGAUAUUUGUCCUGCCUAAUGUGUGCAUUUAUCUGGUUUCUGAAGGAGACUGUUGCCCGUGUCAGUUUUUUCUUUUCUUUUUCUGUGAGGUCUUGUAGAGUGCCCAGCCUGGCCCAUCACAGUAGCAGU
This is a messenger RNA of Magnolia sinica, 1498 nucleotides long. RefSeq lists its product as uncharacterized. The transcript is spliced from 7 exons. NCBI's taxonomy places the organism in Eukaryota, Viridiplantae, Streptophyta, Magnoliopsida, Magnoliales, Magnoliaceae. The record is from RefSeq and is a predicted model, not a curated record. Gene Ontology annotation, molecular function: oxidoreductase activity. The coding region runs from base 129 to 1265 and encodes 378 amino acids.